AUUUCACAUACUACUCAGAUCGACUAAUUUUUCGUCAAGUUCAGUAUGUGGUGUAUCCACAAACGCCAUAAUCCUCAGUAUAACUCAAGAGACUGCAAUUGGCGCAGAAAUCGUGGCGUGGCGGUACUGAGCUGUACGGAUUGCGGCAGCAACAGCGCGAGCAGCACAGCGUCGAGUGACAUAACGAGCAUCAGCAGCGGCGAGGAGGAGCCAGGAUCUCCGUUCAGCACCGCCUCCACUAAUUCGGAGGAUUCUGGAACGGGAGGGGGAGGUAGUUUAGGUGGUGGAGGGGGAAGGCGGAUGCCGCCUACCCAGUCCGCACCACACCCGUCCUGGCCGUGGACGGGACUACUUAACGACCCACCGCCUGAACAGAUCACGCACAAACGUUCGCUUCCCGCCACCACUGUCUCCUCAUUCGCGAAACGUCUGAAGCAAGCCGAGGCAGCGGCCGAUAGGGACAACAACAACUGCAGCAAAAGCAGGAAGACUCCACAGCUAUCUACCGGCAACAAGAUGACCGUCACGGUGACAGUGACAGCAGACCCGGCCAAGAAACAGGCUACGAACGGUGGUACCACGACGCCCGCCACGGCACCGACGGCGGUACCGACUGUCGUUCCCGCCACCGGGGGCGGCGGUAUUGCUCCGACGGGGGCGCAUGCCAAGAGGCAGCUGGCCAGGUUGGCGAGUGUCGCCGUUAAGGCGGACUGUAGUCCGAUGGAAAAACUGGCAAAGUUGAAGAAGUCCAACGCGAUGGCGAUCGCGACAGCUGCUGCGGCAGCCGCGUUGACGCAAGAUGGGGUGCCAAAGAUGCAGCAGGGCAAAAUAACCGAAUACUUCAAGUCGCAAAUAUCGAAGUCUAACGGCAUAAAAAAGGAUCUCUUGAACCGGCUGAAGAAGCCGAUGGUCGGCAAAUUGGUAGACCAACAGACGCAGUUCAACAGUCUGAAAGCGCAGUGCCAACGGAAGGAGUCGAAACCGAGUCAGAAGAAGAUGGCCGCUUCGAAGGCGAAGAAGAUUACGACGGUUCCCAGGAAGAUCCUGCCAGCACCAGCGAAUGGUCAGGAUAAAAUGGCGAUCAACGAACAUACGCUGAACAACCUGAAGUUCACUCCGACGGUGACGUUGACCGCACUGAGCUUCCCUGCCCAGAACUACGCGUACCUUCAUCCGGCAGCAGCUAAGACUCCGACAGCGCAACCGUACGUGCAACAAUUCACUGCCAUCACCAACGACAAAAUCCCCAUCCCCAUCAUCAAUCGAACGCCAUGUUUGAACGGACUCAACGUCAUCCAGCCCGUUCAAAAGAUCGCUACCAUCAACAACUUCAACUGCGUCAAGUUGAACACUGUCGUGCCUAUCGUUAAGGUGAACGCCCUACCCAUCGCAAUCGGCACUCCGGUACCCCCGCAGCAAGCUGCCCCGCCCCCCUCCCUCCCCGCCGUAGCUUUGAGCGUGGAGACGGCCCUGCCUACGGUGCUGCCCGCCAAGCCAAGGGUACCGGAGGCAUCAGUGCCGUUGGUAUCACAAACCACGCCCGCCACCCCGGUACAACCAAUCAGCAACGUGCUACUGUGCAGCAGGACAACCGAGCCGCAGGAGUGCCAGGUGCAGACGGAGCUAAGGGAACAACAACAGGAGAUCAGGGAGGAUAAAUCGCCUUCGGAUAGCGAUAGCGGGAUAUCGUCGAACAGGGAAUGCCUGGAGGUGAAUGUGGACUUGGAUUCGUCAUCGUUAGAAGCAGAGCAAAAGUCGCCGAUCCUGUCGCAGCCAAAGACCAUUCGAUUUCCUUGCAAACGGGACCAAAAGGAAGAGGGCAAGUCGCCGCAACAUUCGACGGACGGCAGGUGCAGGUGGGAGAAGUGCGACCAGCGAUUAGACACCAGCGGGGCCUUAUUAGAACAUCUACAGGUGCAACAUGUGAUAUCUCAAACGGACAAGGAGCAUUACGUAUGUCUCUGGUUAGGAUGCAAGGUGCAUGGAAGGACGUCGUGUUCAAGGUCAUGGUUGGAGAGGCAUGUGCUCGCUCACGCGGGUACGAAACCCUUCAGGUGCAUUGUCGAUGGCUGUGGUCAAAGGUUCAACUCACAGUUGAUGUUGGAGCGUCACGUUAACAAUCACUUCAACCAGGACGGCAGUCCCAAUACCAGCGCGAGGAAGACAACGGAAAAUGGCUGUUGUAAGCUGUUCAAGCGCAACGGCAAAAAAAUAAGGUUCAGGAGACAGCCGUGGUCAGCUCGCAUGUUCGACUUCAUCGACUCCGGCAUCAUGGAAGGCCUGCAACACAACCUGCUAAUGCUGACUCAGAAGCGGACAGCUGGCAAGAUCAGCGAAGCUCCUGGUGACGAGGUCCAACUGCAUAGUACGGUGCUAGCCAGAAGGACGGACGCCGACGGAAGCGUUAAGUACUUGCUCAGGUGGCACCCAGAGGAUGUCGUUCCAGACGAAUGGGUAUCGGAAUCCGCCUACAAACCCUCAAAGUCAGUCUCGAUACCCAGCCUGAGCCCUACAUCAAAGGUGGCGCUCAAACCCGUCCUUUUCCCUUCCACAAAGGACGAAGAGCCCAGGCGGAAGCAGCAGCGGAAGCAGCCGAAACGUCAAACGUGAUAAAUGAAGGUCGACGGCAGAAGGCGCCUUUUUAAGCUAAGCGAUUGUAUUCUAUGAUAUUUUUGAGCCUUUGUACGAAAACACCAGCCAUGUGUUUCACUAGAAAUGGUCAAAGUACUGAUUAUGAUGUCCUUGUUGAGCGGCAGGAACGCCUGAUGACAUUGUUGAAAAUUGAAAAUUUGUAUCCUUGGAAAUCUCUGUUUGAUUGUCAAACUAUGGAAAAUUGUCCCUGUUGUUUAGAAAAUAGUAACUGGGAUCGUUAAAGUUAGAUUUGUUGUUAUAUACACAGUAUAUAUUAACGUAUUUGUUUGUAUUAUUUUUGUAUUUGUCAAUUCUGGACUCAUUAUGCCUUGAUACUGCAAAGUAUAUCACCUAAUCAAAGAAAUGUAACUAGACUUGAUACAUAGAAUUUUCCAUAGUUUCGUCGAUCUGUUAUUAGAGUUACGACAGUUUGUGAUUAUAUGUGGUUUGUAGUUUGAUCAAAGCAAGGUCUAAUUUACUCAUCUCAAGGCCGCACGUCCUCUUUUAGAUUUUUUUUCAACUCCCUGUUUGCAGUGUGUAUAGAGAUGACUAAAAAAACAAUGUUUUCAUUGUUUUUGUCAACAAAUGCAUUUUUCGUGCAUUUUAUUGUGCAUUUUUUCUUCAAUCGGAACUUGUUAAUAAACGUAAGUUCAGCUCUGAAAUUGUGCGUGAAUAUUCCUCUUUUAUGGAAGAAUGAAACGAGUGAUUACUUUUGUUCUAAUCACUUUUCUUUUUCGAAAAAUAUUUGCGUUUCUUGCAAACUCAACCUGCUGCGAGACGAGGCUUCAAAAAAAUCAAAGAUUUUUUGAAAAGGGAACGUGAUAAGAACAAAAGUAAUCACUCGUUUCAUUCUUCCAUAAAAGAGGAAUAUUCACACACAAUUUCAGAGGUGAACUUAUAUUUGUUAACAAGUUCAGAUUGUAGAAAACAUGCACAAAAAAUACAUUUUUUGACAAAAAAAAAAUGAAAAGAUUGUUUUCAAUCAUCUUUAUACACAUCAUGGAAUUAUCAGAUGAAAAGGAUUUAGACCACUGCUGCAAACGGGAAGUUGAAAAUUAAUCUAAAAAAGUGACGUGCCGCCUUAAAUAGGUUGCAGAACAGGCCUAAAUCAUGAAUGUUUAAUUGCCUAUCCGUGAAGUUAUUUCGCAAGUCUUUUAAAAGUCUGAACCUUGAGCUACUAGAAAUCACACAUAACCAAGACUCGAGUUCAGAGUAUGACGUUCAGAAGUGAGGAAAGCUAAUGUUAGAAGUAAUUUUUGCUCAAAAUGUAUCAGUCCCAGGCGUUUCUGUCAAGACGUGCAAACUACCCCGCGCAGGCGCAUUCUGGCCUUAUUUAGCUAAUAGUAGAACGUCAUACGCACAAAAUCUAUCGGUCAAAUAUCAGUGUCUUUCAACGAUUGCCUAACAACUAUAGGCCAGCUAUUUUUUAACUCACUAGUUCUUUGUCAGUAUGCAAAUGUUCAUCUUUUAAGUUCUUAAGCGACAUACCUUUUCCUUCAGUUGGAAGCUUUUUUCCAAGUUGGUUUUCUAAAAAAUCAGCGAUAGAUUCACAUAAUCCGAGAGCUAAUCAUAAUUGACCACGAUAUCUAGAAUUUGAGAGAAAAAAAUUGUAAUAAAAAUGUGCCACAAUGGAAUUAGGCCCUUCGUUCAGAUACAAAAAGUAUUGAUAGCUAACCUUUUUUAUUUAAUAUCAGAGUUGGAAGAACACUUUUGGCAUAAGUGGUCCAAAAAAGUUGUUUGGGGGAAAAAUACCUUCAAAAUAAGAUCUUAUACGCCAGAAAUCGUCGAUUCCUACAUUUAUUUUUUAUUGGAAAAUUCAAAACGGAAAUCAGAAAUAAUGCUCUUUUCCUUUCCUUUUUUGUCAAAAUGUGUAUUUUUUAUCACCUUUUCAGUAGUGCAAUUACGAGUGUCAAAAAACAAAGGAAUUAUUCUAAUUGUCUAUAAGGAAAAAUAGAUGUACUGUUGACGACGCUUUUUACAUGGUUACUAUAAGAAACUCUAGUAUUUCUUUCAACAAGAUAUUAACCUAAGCCUCUAGCAAGAGAAUAAGCCCAAUAUGAGGUCAUUUGCUAGAUUCAAAAAGGCCAUUUUUCUGAAAAAAGUUAGUAACUGAUAGAAAAUUGCAGAAACGGUUCAGCAUUUUUGAUCGACAUUUUUUCUGAAGUACAAAAACUUGUAACUAUUAUUUUAGAUUUACUGUUAUGCAUUUUGCAGUAAAAAGUAAAUCUACAAAUCAGUCAUUUCUGGCGUUUUUUAUACAAACCAACGAUUUCUGACAUUUUUUUGUAAUAACAAAUUGACAGUUCCGGCAAGUUGGCCGUGUAAGUCCUCAAUUUGGAGGUAUUUUCAUCCACUAUACAUUUUUUUGGACUAUUUACACCAAUAAGUGUUUUUUCUAACUUUGACGUUUAAUUAAAAUGUUAGCCAGCAAACUUUUUUGUAUCUCCCGAUGAGGAGCCUUGUCAUAUAGCCUCAAGUAUAUAAUUCCGUUGUUAAACCGCUUACUACAAUUUUUUCUCUUAAAUUCUAGAUACUCUGGUCUAUUAUGAUUGAAUCUCAAGUUAGUCAGCUUCUUCUACAGGUUAUCCGGUAAAUAGUACGACAAAAACAUAGGCCAAAGGCCGAUCUGCAACAUACCAAAAAAUCACCUUAGUAUAAAUUUCACUGUUUUUCAGAUAUUAGUUUUUGUAUCUCUUUCGGAAAAUUUCCUCGUUUUAUCUUUUAUUAAGCAUGUAAUUUAUCGCAGUACUUUGCAGUAGCAGUCUAGUACAUUUUUAUUUCAUUGCUGAAUACAAAAGUUGAGUAAAAUAGUUUUCUAAAAUAAAAAUUACGAAGAAGAAAUUAGUUUAGAAGUUUACCUACUUGAAUUUAUCGAAAAUGAUAUUUCAAAUGGCAGACCAACUAUCUGAGAAUAUUUUGAAAAAAUACAGAUAUCCUGUUAUUUCUAGGCACAGCACACAAAAAAUUAUAUCUCAAAAACAGUGAAACUUUUACUAGGGUACAGUUUUUUAUAUGUUGCAGAUCUGCCCUUCACCUAUCGUCCCUAUUUUUUGUCGUACUAUUUACCGGUAUAUUAAAAAGAUUCUUCAAACUCUGCUCUACGGCCUUCUAGACUAGAAGUUAGAAAUUGGUUGCUCUAUAAAGCCAUGCUAGGGCCAUGUUUGUACGUGCCGUGGACGUAUGGAUCUCGUAAUUAUAGCAAAGGUUCGUUUCCUAAGAGUAAUUUUUGUAUAGAGAGCUAGCGAGUGAUGCAAGCGAAUGAUGUAUAGCUAUGUGGAGUCUUUCACUUUGUACAGUAGGUUUAUGUGUAUAGUUAUAACGUAAGGGUACAACAGAACGUGGUUUUGAUCGUUUACAACCAGCCAGUAUAUCACUGCCAUUACGAAAUGAAAUCUGGUUGAUCAUGUAUAGCUGUUAAAGACUAGAUUAGUAAAUGCCGAUCGACAUUUUGGUGAUGCUGAAGAGGGUAAGGGCUGCAGAGAGGAAUGCGUGCCUAAUAUUUAGGCGGACACAGGGGUGCGGUACACCCCAUACAGCUAGAAAGAUAGUGACUGAGCCUAUACAGCUAGAUUUUUUCAAAGUCCCGCAUUAUAUUUUAACUACCUCGAUAAACUUAUGGUUUAUUUAAUGUAAUUUAUAUCAGAGCUCAAUAAUAUGAAUUUUGUAUCUAUGUGCGAAGUUAGGCGAAAAAUGUGCGAAU
Molecule: messenger RNA, 6331 nt
Organism: Acanthoscelides obtectus
Lineage: Eukaryota; Metazoa; Arthropoda; Insecta; Coleoptera; Chrysomelidae
Source: the annotation of a GenBank genome assembly